AGACGGCGAAGCAGAUGGUGAGACACUGAUGGAGAUGAGUUAUCUAUACCAGAAUAUUACGAGCAGUUCUCUUCUCUCUCCUCUGUCAAUUAUAAUUACUAACUAUUUCAAUUUAAGUAAUUAAUUAAGAGUACCGAUUUUUCCAAACCGUAAUUGUAACAAAAUCCAAUCUUUUCUUCUUCUUAGUCAUUGCUCUCUUUCUUUUUUUCCUUUCUCCACGUCUAUCCUCUCAGGCAUUCAUGGGUUUUUAUCACAGAGGAUUCUCUUAGAAACCCAACAAUUACAACAGGGGAAUUCUAGUUUCCGACUUUCCAUGCCCGGAUCCGACUUUUAAGGACCCACUAUAUAUACGUAUAUAUAUAAUAGAUAGCUAGAUUAUAUUGCUCCUUCCUCCCCUCUCUGUGCUGUCCUUUUCCGGGCUUUUAUUGAUUUUGUUGCGGAGAGUGGGAGAUCCGAUUUGCAGAUACACAGACUUAUAUUUCAUCUUCAGUUAUGGGGAGUUGUGUCUCUACACACUCAAAAAGAAUCAAGCCACGUAAAAAAUGCCGCCACAGAUCCACCAAACGCCUUGGGAAGGCUUCCAGUUGUGUCUCUGAUGGAACCAAGAGAAGGGUUAGUGAUGCUGGAAGUCGUGUGACGGAUAUCUCUGUCAGUGAGUUUGUACACAUGGACUUUGAGAAAGGUGCAACCACUGCUUGCAGAAGAUCUGAAGUUUCAAACACAACAUUCCAUCUCACUCAAUUGCAGUGGUACCUUAGUCAAGUUGAACAAAAUGUUAUCUGCCAGGAAGAUGCUUGGUUUGAUUCUGUCAGUAUUCUGGAAUCUGACUCAGAUGACGAUUUCAUCAGUGUGAGUGGAGAUGGUUUUCCAAUAAUGGGUAACCCAGUUGGAAACAUCUCGAGUGGUCAAGUGCUUCAGUAUGAAACCUCUUCGCGCAUUGUGGAUGGAAAAGGUAAAUAUGAAGAAUACCAUGAAAGUUACCUGAAAAUAGAUGGAGGUAAAACAGAAAAUUUUUUUAGCAAAGAUGGAUUCAAGGAACCAAAUGCAUUUUCACUCAUUACCACUCAAGGUUAUGAGCUUUCGCGCUUGGGGAAGGCCGAUCAAGCUUGCAACAACAGGAAGAAAGUUUUAGAUCACUCUUAUGGAAGCUUUAAAGGUGUAAAAGAGGAUAGAUGUGAUUCUGAAGAGAAAGCUGUGAGAUCUAGCUUAAGCCGGUUAAUGCCUUCUCUAAGUUUCAACGACAAGGUUCUAAAUUCACCUAGGGGACCACAAUCUCAAAGAAAGAAGUCAGCAGUUUACAGGCUUUCAUUUAAGAGGAGAUCAUGUGAUGGGGAAGAAACCAUAGAACAUUGUUCAUCAAAGAGAUUUCUGUAUCGUCCCAGAGCAGGAUUUAUAAUUCCACGUUGCACGGUGGAGAAACCAACUCCAGGAUGUUGGUGCGAGAUUCCACCGUCUACUUUUAAACUCCGCGGCGAAACUUAUUUCAAAGAUAAGCGAAAGUCCCCUGCUCCAAGUUGCAGUCCUUAUACUCCAAUUGGUGUUGAUUUAUUUGUCUGCCCAAGAAAGAUAAAUCACAUUGCCCAGCAUCUUGAGCUUCCAAAUGUCAAAGCUGAUACAAAAGUUCCUCCUCUUCUAAUUGUCAACAUACAGUUGCCCACUUAUCCUGCCGCAAUGUUUCUUGGCGAUAGUGAUGGUGAAGGGAUGAGUCUUGUCCUUUAUUUCAAAGUUUCUGAAAAUUUUGAAACAGAUAUCUCUGUGCAGUAUCAAGAGAGCAUCAAGAAAUUGAUCAACGAUGAGAUGGAAAAGGUCAAAGGCUUUGCAAAAGAUUCCACUGUUCCUUUCAGAGAAAGACUAAAGAUCAUGGCUGGGGUGGUGAAUCCAGAAGAUCUAAAUUUGAGCUCUGCUGAAAAGAAGCUUGUAAAUGCCUAUAAUGAAAAACCAGUUCUUUCGCGUCCUCAACAUAACUUCUAUAAGGGCCCUAAUUACUUUGAGAUUGAUUUGGACAUUCACCGCUUCAGCUAUAUAUCAAGGAAGGGACUUGAAUCAUUUAGAGAUCGCUUGAAAAACGGAGUUCUUGAUCUUGGCUUAACCAUCCAGGCUCAAAAGCCGGAAGAACUGCCGGAGCAAGUGCUUUGCUGUCUGAGACUGAACAAGAUUGGUUUUGUGGAUGAAGGGCAAAUGCCCACACUUAUGGUCCUAGAUGAUGACUGAAAUGUAUGUAUAUGCAUGUAUUGAUGUGAUGGAGGAUCCAGAGUCAAGACCCUCUUUGUUUACCGAAUCUGACCUUGCUGUAACUUAAAUUGAAAAGAAAAGAAAAACAAAGAGAGAAAGAGAGAAAUUCUUUUGUCCCCUAAAUAUUAUGAAUGAAAUGUUUGUUUAUCACUUAAAAAUAACAAUGUAUAUGUAAUAUUAUCAAGCUAUAUACUAUAAAGUUAAUAAGGGUAAAA
Messenger RNA from Carica papaya (papaya), 2447 nucleotides. RefSeq names its product DUF1336 family protein (DUF1336). The record is from RefSeq and is a predicted model, not a curated record. NCBI's taxonomy places the organism in Eukaryota, Viridiplantae, Streptophyta, Magnoliopsida, Brassicales, Caricaceae.